This is a messenger RNA of Phanerochaete carnosa HHB-10118-sp, 1392 nucleotides long. RefSeq lists its product as uncharacterized. Gene Ontology annotation, molecular function: dioxygenase activity. The transcript has 10 exons. Lineage: Eukaryota; Fungi; Basidiomycota; Agaricomycetes; Polyporales; Phanerochaetaceae. The record is from RefSeq and is a predicted model, not a curated record. Bases 84 to 1103 code for a protein of 339 amino acids.
CACGAUAGCCUGUGAUAGUGAGCUCACAGGAAUAUAUAAGAACGUACUUUACGUCUUCUAUUCUUCAGAGCUUCGGACUUAGCAUGCUUCACGUCAAGGUACAAGAGGCGGGUGGGAUCAAUGUUAUCAACUUUGCACCAUUCCUCGAUGGCUCGCGGAAGCAAGAGGUCGCAGACGCGAUCGUGCAAUCGUUCAAAGACACUGGGUUUGUAUACCUGACUAGCCAUGGUCUGUCCCAGACCAAGGUAGAGGGCAUGUUUGCUUGGUCUAGGCGUUUCUUUUCUCAGCCGAUGGAUGUGAAGAUGCUCGCUCCGCACCCCGCCAGUGGAUUGCACCAUCGAGGUUAUUCUGCGCCCGGGGUCGAAAAGAUUGUCAGAGAAGUGUUUGAUCCCAACGAGAUCAAGAAGCGCCGAGCACAGGCUCCAGAUAUGAAGGAAAGCUUCGAAUGUGGGCGCGAGGACGAUCCGCUCAUGCCCAACAUUUGGCUACCUGAGGGUAUGUUGCCUGGCUUCAAAGAAGCAUGCUUGGAUUUCUAUUGGGCCUGCCACAAAGUACUCGAGAUAAACUUCCUGCGAGCUCUAGCCUUGGGUCUCGGCGUACCCGAGGAUCACUUCGUUCAGGUACACACCAGGGCGGACAACCAGUUGCGACUCUUGCACUACCCCAGUGUGCCGGUCGAACAGCUUAAGAACGAAGAGAUCAGUCGCGUCAUCGCACACAGCGACUAUGGCAGCAUAACAUUUCUGUUCCAAGACUCCGUGGGUGGGUUGGAGGUGGAAGACCCGAAUAAGCCCGGGCAGUUCACAAGCGCUACGCCGGUGAACGGUACAGUGAUCGUGAACGCUGGUGACUUUCUGCAGCGGUGGACGAAUGACACCUUACGGAGUAGUGUUCACCAGGUCAGCCUUCCGCCCAACCUGACCAGCUCAGAUGGUAUGACGCCCCCACGCUACUCCAUUCCAUACUUCUGUGCACCGAACUUCGAUACUGUCGUUGAUAUGAUACCGACGACAUACUCAGCAGAGCGACCGAAGAAGUACGAGCCAAUCUCUUGCGGACGAUACAUUAUGGAGCGCUUGGCCGCGAAUUACACCAGGACGUAGACGCGUCCUUUCAUAGUGCUCUAACUUCAUGCGACGGCAGGAUAUCCAGUACCAUAGGCUACGAGUAAGCACAACAUAUACAUGUGCAGAUACGCUGCCGAAGAAUCAAGAAAACCAAUGAAAAACCAGAUCAGACCGAGAAUGAGAGAACUCGGGCGAGGAAGCGGAUAUGUUGCGCAGCGGUAUUGACAAGAGCUGGAAGCAGGAGGGCUAGUAAAGAGACAAUGCGGUUCGUGAGAAGUGCGCACCCGAGCGGGUGUUUUCAUGAAGCACUGAGAGUGGUAUAUGG